Molecule: messenger RNA, 1563 nt
Organism: Penicillium crustosum
Lineage: Eukaryota; Fungi; Ascomycota; Eurotiomycetes; Eurotiales; Aspergillaceae
Exons: 4
Coding region: 1-1563 (520 amino acids)
Biological process (GO): carbohydrate transport; transmembrane transport
Cellular component (GO): membrane
Molecular function (GO): carbohydrate:proton symporter activity
Source: RefSeq, a predicted model, not a curated record
AUGGCCGAUCGAAAUUUUGCAAAUCUCUCCCGAGCCCAAAAUCAUGUCAAUGUAUACAGUAUUGUCGUCAUUGGCUUCAUCACCCUCAGCUCGGCGGCCUAUGGCUACGCGGCUGCCAAUAUUGCCACAACCCUAACCCAGCCGUCCUUUCAAGAAGACAUGGGACUUGUGAACAACCCGAACGCUAGUGCUAUUACAGGAACAAUCAAUGGUAUAUACCAAGCAGGUGCCGUGUUUGGAGCCUUCUUGGCAGGAUGGAUGAGCGAUAGAUUUGGCCGAAAGCUCACUGCGGCAGUGGGAAACGCAAUUAUCAUCGUUUCUGGAGCUUUGCUCACAGGUUCAGUCAAUCCGUCUAUGUUCAUUGUCUUCCGGCUUUUCAACGGAUUAGGAUCAUUCAUUAUCCAAAACAGUGUUCCAGUUUGGAUUGCCGAGCUUGCACCACCCAGAAUCCGUGGUGCUGUUUCUGAUGCCCAUGCUCUUCUGAUGCUAUUUGGAUAUUGUAUUGCAAGUUUUGUGGGGUUAGGAUUCUAUUUUGUCCCAGGAGAGAACCAAUGGAGAGGGAUUGUUGGAAUUCAAAUGGUACUUCCGACAAUCGUUCUGUGUGGGAUUUACUGGAUGCCCGAGUCGCCUCGCUAUUUGCUUUCCCGUGAUCGAACUGAGGAGGCGUGGGAGGUUGUAAAGCGUCUCCACGCCGACAAAAAUGAUCUUGAUACCCAUGAGUUUGCGACUAGGGAGUUCUAUCAGAUGAGGAAGCAGAUCGAGCUGGAUAUUCGCUUCCGGACCUCGUAUUGGGGUAUUUUCACGAACACGUCCCUACGCAAGCGAGCUAUCAUGACGAUCUUUUUGGAGUUUAGUAUUUACAGUUGUGGCGUUUUAGUAAUUCUGAAUUAUGGAUCUGUGGUAUGGGCAAGCCUUGGCUUCGACACAGUCCAGAUUCUGGGCUUUCAAGUCGGAUUCCAAUCCAUUGGAUUUGUCACUAACGCUCUUUCCAUGCUAUGGGUGGACCGUGUGCCCCGACAUUGGUUCAUUUCUUUCGGACUUGCAGUCUGUGCAGUCCUCAUGGCAAUCGAAGCCGCUCUUCAACGUUUCUACCUAGGGAGUACAAACCGUGGUGGACUCAUCGCGAGCGCCACCAUUAUCAUGCUAUUCCAAGCUACCUUUUGUGCGUUCUUGGAUGGGCCAACUUAUUUCUAUAUCACUGAGAUAUGGCCGAGCUACGCCCGCUCUCAGGGUCUGGCGCUUGCCAUGUGCACAUUUGCUUUGACUAACCUGAUGUGGCUUGAGGCUGCGCCAUAUGCCUUCGAGGCUAUUGGUUGGAAGUUCUACACCAUUUUUAUAGUCGUGCCCGCUAUCGCGGCUGUCAUAAUCAUCUUCACCUACCAUGACACUAGGCAUAAGCCGCUAGAAGAGAUUGCGGCCUUGUUUGGGGAUGCAAAUCAAGUGGCGGUGUAUCAACAAGAGUUGGAUAGAAAAGAAAUCCCUAUGGAGGAUAUGGAAGUUGAGCCCCGAAAGGAGACUGCUGAGAUUCAGGAAGUGGAGAACGUGGUGGCUAUGCGAACGUGA